CCGCGCACUGCAUGCUGGGAGUCGUAGUCCAGGCUGCCCGGUCCAGAAGGACUGAAGGGCACAGGAGUCUAACCCGCCCCUUGGGACUGCAGGUUACCUCCCUUAGCAGCUCCCUAGCUUCUCUCGGGCGGAGCGUUCCCUAAGCACGGUUGAAUUUGUGCCACCGUCUCGCAUCUGGCUUUCAAUAAAGUUUUCCUCUUCCUCCCGCCGUACGGAGCUCAAGAUGGCGGCCUCCUGGUCGCCCUUGGUUAUCCUGCGCUCCUUACGGAGCCGGCUGAGUGGGACUUGUGUGGGGUGCGGGGUCCGGGCCGCCGCUCUCGCUGCUCCGGCCACCGCCCCUGGGAGGCCCCGUUGGAAAGCCUAUACAGUUCAGGCACCUGAUGGUGUAACCCAGACUGCUACUUCUGAGGCCUAUUUGAAAGCUUUGACUGCUUGCCAUGGACCUCUGGACCACUAUGACUUUCUGAUCAAAGCCCAGGAGCUGAAGGAUGAUGAACAUCAGAGAAGGGUCAUCCAGUGCUUGCAGAACUUGCACGAGGACCUUAAAAGAUACAGUGCAGAGGCAGAAGAUUUCCUUUCUAAGCUUUUUUCAAGGAGCAAACCUCCAAGGGGCCUGUAUGUUUAUGGAGAUGUUGGUACAGGGAAAACAAUGGUAAUGGAUAUAUUUUAUGCUUAUGUGGAAAUGAAGAGGAAAAAACGGGUCCAUUUUCAUGGCUUCAUGCUAGAUGUGCAUAAAAGAAUACAUCGCCUUAAACAGAGUUUGCCAAAAAGGAAACCAGGAUUCAUGACCAAAUCCUAUGACCCAAUAGCACCCAUAGCUGAAGAAAUCAGCCAAGAAGCAUGUCUCCUCUGCUUCGAUGAAUUUCAGGUCACUGACAUUGCUGAUGCCAUGAUUCUGAAACAGCUUUUUGAAAAUCUGUUCAAAAACGGGGUUGUCGUUGUGGCGACAUCCAACAGGCCACCGGAAGACCUCUAUAAGAAUGGACUCCAAAGGGCUAACUUUGUACCUUUCAUUGCUGUCCUGAAGGAAUAUUGUAAUACUGUCCAGCUAGAUUCUGGAAUAGAUUACCGGAAAAGGGACCUCCCUGCUGCAGGAAAACUCUACUAUCUCACAAGUGAAGCUGAUGUGGAGGCUGUCAUGGAUAAGUUGUUUGAUGAGCUGGCUCAGAAACAAAAUGAUUUAACUAGACCAAGGAUUCUAAAAGUGCAAGGCAGAGAGCUGCGGCUGAAUAAAGCCUGUGGAACCAUUGCCGACUGCACAUUUGAAGAGCUGUGUGAGAGACCACUUGGAGCCAGUGACUACUUGGAACUGUCAAGGAAUUUUGAUACGAUAUUUUUACGGAACAUUCCACAGUUUACGUUGGCAAAGAGGACCCAAGCUCGAAGAUUCAUAACUCUCAUUGAUAAUUUUUAUGAUUUCAAGGUGCGUAUAAUUUGCUCUGCCUCGACUCCUCUAUCAAGCUUAUUUUUGCAUCAACAUCAUGACAGUGAAUUGGAGCAAAGCAGAAUACUGAUGGAUGAUUUGGGGCUGAGCCAGGACGCCGCAGAAGGACUCUCCAUGUUUACUGGAGAAGAGGAAGUCUUUGCGUUUCAGCGCACCGUCUCCCGACUCACAGAGAUGCAGACUGAACAGUACUGGAAUGAAGGGGACAGGAGCAAGAAGUAACUGUCACUUUCCCAUAUGCGAAACUAGACACCUGGUGACUACAGGAAGAACUCUGUAUGUGAAACUUGAAGGAAUCAUUUUCUCAUCUCCCAUGAUGCACUUUGUCCUCGGGACCUCUCUAAUCUGAAAUUGCUGUCAAAGAUGCAGUGGACUAGGAUGUUAAGAACUACCAUUGUGGUAGGUCUGUUUUUGCCUAUUUAUUUGAACUUAUUUCUGCACCACAAAAUUGAAUGCCUGUAAUGAUUUAUUGAUUGAAAGUGAUUGUAAAACCAGACAGUUAAGCUUUACAUCAACACCCCCCCCAGUGAUCCUUGAAUGCACAAGCACACUGUAAAUCCCACACGUCUGGAUGUCACUGUGCUCAGACUACAUGGCUGUUGCUCCUUAGACUCACAGCCUUUUUUUUUUUUUUUUUUUUAAUUCAGAACAAAAAAGCUUUCUAGUCUUAUUAUAAGCCAAAGGGAACAGUAUUGUAGACUGUUGGCUUACAUGUAUGAUUUUUGUUGCUUUAGGGCCGUGAAUUACAUAUGAUGGUUUCCUUGGGCUGGUGAAAGUUUGUUUUUAGCCCUGAGAUCAAGGUUGGCAGGAAAGGUCCAUGUCACACAGUCACAGGCUGAGUGGACAUCCGACACCAUCAGGUUGGGAGCAGGUAUCCAGUUCCAACUGAUGGGCAGAUCUGUGGACAGAUCCCUGACUCGGGACAGCCAGGGGUGUGCAGGAGGAAGCAGUCGCGGGCCUGCCGGGAGGAGAGCCGCUGCCUGCCACCCUGCGCCUCUGAAAUCAUUGCAACUCACCAACAACUCGUUCUUGCCCUCCUUAUUGCAAGAUGCCGCCCCAUACUCCACUGCUGAUUCUACAGCGAUGGGCCUACAGAAAAUAGAAGCACUCAGCACAUCUUUAAAUAAAAUUCAAUUUGUCCUUCA
Messenger RNA from Octodon degus (degu), 2589 nucleotides. It is a transcript of the gene Afg1l, whose product is annotated as AFG1 like ATPase. Gene Ontology annotation, cellular component: mitochondrion; cytoplasm. The transcript has 13 exons. Bases 224 to 1666 code for a protein of 480 amino acids. Gene Ontology annotation, molecular function: ATP binding; ATP hydrolysis activity. The record is from RefSeq and is a predicted model, not a curated record. NCBI's taxonomy places the organism in Eukaryota, Metazoa, Chordata, Mammalia, Rodentia, Octodontidae.